Jaculus jaculus (lesser Egyptian jerboa) is the source of this 945-nucleotide messenger RNA. RefSeq names its product olfactory receptor 502-like. The coding region runs from base 1 to 945 and encodes 314 amino acids. Gene Ontology annotation, cellular component: membrane. The transcript has a single exon. Gene Ontology annotation, biological process: G protein-coupled receptor signaling pathway; sensory perception of smell. The record is from RefSeq and is a predicted model, not a curated record. Lineage: Eukaryota; Metazoa; Chordata; Mammalia; Rodentia; Dipodidae. Gene Ontology annotation, molecular function: G protein-coupled receptor activity; odorant binding; olfactory receptor activity.
AUGGAUUUCCUAGGUGAUGGGAACCACACUGCAGUGACGGAGUUCAUUUUACUGGGCUUAACAGACGACCCAGUCCUGCGAGUCAUCCUCUUCAUGGGCAUCCUGUCCAUCUACCUGGUGACCGUAUCAGGAAACCUCUGCAUAGUCCUUCUCAUCAGGGUCUCUUCUCAGCUCCAUCACCCCAUGUACUUUUUCCUGAGCCACUUGGCUUCUGCUGACAUAUGCUAUUCAUCCUCUGUCACACCCAACAUGCUUGUGAACUUCCUGGUGGAGAGGAACACCAUCUCCUACCUGGGAUGUGGCAUCCAGCUUGGAACAGCAACUUUCUUUGGACCUGUUGAGGCCUUUCUUCUGGCUGCCAUGGCCUAUGAUCGCUUUGUGGCCAUCUGUAGUCCACUGAUUUAUUCAGCGAAAAUGUCCACAGGAGUCUGUACCAAGUUGUUUGUAGUAGCAUACCUCGGGGGCUUUAUUACUGCUUCCUCUUUUACCAUUUCCUUCUUUUCUUUUGUCUUCUGUGGAUCAAACACAAUCAAUCAUUUCUUCUGUGAUUUUGCUCCUUUAGUUGAACUCUCCUGUUCUGAUGUCAGUGUCUCCAUAAUUGCUGCCUCAUUUUCUUCUGCCUUUGUCCUUUUGGUGACAGUGUCUGUCAUAGCCGUCUCCUACACCUACAUCCUCAUCACCAUCCUGAAGAUGCGCUCCACGGAGGGCCGCCACAAGGCCUUCUCCACCUGCGCCUCCCACCUCACCGCGGUCACUCUCUUCUAUGGAACCAUCACGUUCAUUUAUGUGAUGCCCAAGUCCAGCUUCUCCACUGACCAGAACAAGGUGGUGUCCGUGUUCUACAUGGUGGUGAUCCCCAUGUUGAACCCCCUCAUCUACAGUCUGAGGAAUAAUGAGAUUAAGGGUGCUCUGAAGAGAGUGCUCAGUAGAAAGAUAUUUUCUUAA